This is a messenger RNA of Amoebophrya sp. A120, 1131 nucleotides long. Lineage: Eukaryota; Dinophyceae; Syndiniales; Amoebophryaceae. The record is from the annotation of a GenBank genome assembly.
GUUUUUCACGUUGUACGUCAGAAGCGAACAUGUGAAUUUGAAUAUCGAUCCUCUGCGUGAGUGGCAAAGAAGAGUUGUCGCACUGCCAUGCCAGCAGACCUCAAACGCCCCCGCGCAGGGGAAUCGCCAAAGGCGACAAAGGCGACCAAGAAGGAUGUCGCGGCGCGGCCUCCUCCCUCGGACUCAGAAUGGGAACAAGAAUUCUCUGAGAUGUCGGAGCCUGAAGCCGCGGGCCAGAAGCAGCAGACUAUGGCGCAGUGCAUAGCGACAACAAUCCGUGACUACCCUUCGGAGAACACGGUGAAAGAGUUUGUCCAAAACGCCGAGGACGCAGGAGCGACGGAAUUCGCAAUGUAUAGCUGCCCUUUAUUUCUCUUUGUGUUCUUUUAAGCUCCUUAUCGCUAUCCCAUACCACUCCUCAGGCAACGUUGCGCGCAUUGUAAACCACAUAGUGACGAAGACGAAAUAAAUGCAACAGGUACGUCGACGAACGCGAGGCGCCGACCGACAGGCUGAUAUGCUCUUCCACCCGGGAACUCCAGGGGCCUACCUUGGUCUUCCGAAACAACGAAAUCUUCACCGCGGAGGAUUUCGCACAAAUCUUGCAAAUGAAUCAAGGCUCCAAGAAAGGAAAAACGGGGAAAAUCGGGCGACACGGUGUCGGGUUCAAUUCGGGGGCGAACUUUGGCGACAUGCCAAUUAUUGUGUCUGAUGCCACCAUCCAGGUUCUGGAUUCAAGGCUGUAUUUGAAGAACGCAAAGCGGGUCGAAAUUGCUAAGGGACACUUUCACGACUGCUCCACUUCGAAAGACGAGCCUGGUAAAAAGUUCAAGCCGCACCAGUUACAGCGGCCGACCCUUCGUAAUCAAUUUGGGCGGUUUACUUGGCCGCCGUAUAACCUGAAAACCGAGAAAGGCGAUCGGUUUGACGAGACGCUGGUGGGCAUCGCGUUGCGGAAGAAGCUGAUUGAGACCGGAGAGGCGCAGCUAAGCAAGAACUUGUGGACCCCGGAAUCCGUGCACAACCUCCUUGCCCCGCUCCUGGCAAACGAGGUGCGGCUAUAUCUACUUUUUCUGCGGAGUGUCGAGAAAACAACAUUUGCGCUGAUCCCGAAGGAAGCACCAAAAGAUC